AUGUACCUGCAAAAGUAUGUGAAAGAACAUACAGGUAAAGAAUUAAGUCUUAUUUUGGAUUGCCGCACACGUUGGAAUAGUCUUCUAUCUAUGAUGGAAAGAUUUUAUAAGCUGAAAGAGUGUAUUGAUAAAGCUUUGAUAGAUGUAGAAUCUGAAAUUAAAUUUAGUGAUAUUGAAUGGUCAAAAAUAAAAGACUUGAUUGACAGUUUGCAGCCAUUUAAAUUGGCUGUAGAGGCCUUGUGCAGAAGAGAUUCGACCCUGUUAACUGCAGAAACAACAUUAAAAUUUGUUUCAGAGAAGUUGCUCACUCAUGACACAGUGUUAAGUAAUGAAUUAUAUGAAGCACUGCAUACAAGAAUUAAAGAACGCCGCACUAUAGUAACAGGAAUAUUGAUAUACUUACAGAAUCCAAAGAAAUAUCUUGAAAAAGUAAACCGAUCUGAUUAUACAUUUACUAUGCCAAAGAAAAAAGUCAUACGAUCAGAAAUGACAAAAAUCUUAGAAAGAGUUAUUCAAGAAGAUACAUCUGAAGAAAUAGUAGAAGAGAACUUAGAUUCACCAUCACUAAAGAAAGAUUUGACAUUACAGGAAGAAUUACAAUUACAAAUCCAGCAAGAAGCCACGUGUUAUAGCGUACAUCCUAAAAAAGAGAAAGAUUUUGAUAAAGUACUAAAAAAAGAAAUGACGACAUUUGAAAGCGAUGGAGUCCGAGGAGAAUACUUGUCUGCUAUUCAUGAUUAUUUGCUGACAAUAAAGCCGACAAGUGUAGAAGCUGAAAGGGCCUUUUCGGCCGCAGGCUAUAUUUGCAGCUCUAUUAGAAUGACACUUGAUUUACUCACUUAUUUUGUACUAAAAAGCGAAAAUCAUCUUGAUUUAAUCAAUCCGGUCGGAUCCCGCCGGAUUGAUGGGAAUCUCUUAGAGUUUUCUCCUCUUGAAGAGCAUUACAGUGUAGAUGAGGCCAUGAUCCCCUACUAUGGUAGACAUGGCUGCAAACAGCACAUAAAAGGUAAACCUAUUAGGUACGGGUUCAAAGCUUGGGUUGGUGCUACACGGUUAGGUAUUGCUUCUAAUGCUGUAGGAAUAAAUCCUAAACAAUCUGCCAAACGCUUCUCACAAAGUGAAAAGAGAAACAUUGUCAUAGAAGAACCACAUAUGGUGUCCAUCUAUAACAAAUAUAUGGGAGGAGUGGAUCGGUCUGAUGAAAAUAUUUCACAUUACCGAAUUGGUAUACGAGGUAAGAAAUGGUACAUGCCGUUGCUCACACACAUGAUCGUUCUUGCCGAACAUAAUGCAUGGCAGUUAUAUAACAUAAAUCAUGGAAAACUGGAUCAUCUUGGCUUUCGCAGAAGGGUAACAAUUGCUUUGAUUGAAUCAAACAGAAAAAAUGCCAAAAGAGGGUCUAGCCGACCCUCCCAUCAUGAACAUGCUGAUAGUCGUAAAGACCAAAUGAAUCAUCUGGUUAUUCCUCAAUCGAAGCAAACACACUGUCGUCAAUGUCACAAAAAAUGUUUGACACGUUGCAAGAAAUGUGAUGUUGGAGUGUGUGUCAAGUGUUUUGAAACAUAUCAUUCAUAA
This is a messenger RNA of Pieris macdunnoughi, 1575 nucleotides long. NCBI's taxonomy places the organism in Eukaryota, Metazoa, Arthropoda, Insecta, Lepidoptera, Pieridae. The record is from the annotation of a GenBank genome assembly.